UCUCUCAUUGGAGAAGAUCCAAGCAGUCAAUUCCUGCAGUAAAUUCUGAAGCAAAAGAAUCCAACUUGAAAACAAAAUACUAUAUGUGGCCACAUCUUGUCUAGGUUCAAUGUAUCUCAUUAAAUCAUCCGUUAUUCUUGUCAUCAACUCUUACCUUUUAAACCCACUCUUACCAAUUAGGCUGAUCGGCAUCGUAGCUAACCAUGGGAGAACUACAAGUGAUAGAUCCUGCCUUCAUCCAGGCCCCGGAGCACAGGCCUAAACCGGAAUCCGUGCAGGCCAACAACGUCCCGUUGAUCGACCUCUCCCCGUUAGGCGCACGGGAGCCUGACCUGGGCACCCUCGAGAGUCUAGUGGCACAAAUCGGCCAGGCCUGCAAGGACUGGGGGUUUUUCCAAGUGAUCAACCAUGGCGUGGCGUUGCAUCUCAGGGAGAAGAUGGAGCUCGUUUCAAAGCAAUUCUUCGCUAUGCAGAAAGACGAGAAGAAGAAGGUAGCGAGAGACGAGGUGAAGCCUCUGGGAUACUAUGACACCGAGCACACAAAAAACGUGAGAGAUUGGAAGGAAGUCUUCGAUUUCACACUGCAAGAGCCCAUGAUCUUACCGCAUGAUCACGAGCACAGAGAGAUGUGGAAUCAGUGGCCUCCUCACAAUCCUCCUCAGAUGAAGGAGGUGUGCCAGCAGUAUGGUGCUGAGAUGGAAAAACUGGGGCACAAGUUGUUAGAGCUCAUAGCAUUGAGCUUAGGUUUGGAGAGAGACCGGUUUAAGGGCUUCUUCGAGGGUGGGACAACCAGCUUCAUCCGGCUUAACCACUACCCGCCCUGCCCGGUUCCUGAUCUGGCUCUGGGGGUGGGCCGGCACAAGGAUGCCGGGGCACUCACGGUUCUUGCUCAGGAUGAGGUUGGAGGGUUACAGGUUAAGAGGAAAAGUGAUGGGGAGUGGAUUCUUGUCCAUCCUACGCCUAAUGCGUAUAUUGUCAAUGUUGGUGACAUAAUACAGGUUUGGAGCAAUGAUAAGUAUGAGAGUGUGGAACAUAGGGUGAAGGUGAACGCGGAGAGGGAGAGGUUUUCGAUUCCAUAUUUCAUGAAUCCUACUCAUGAUACCAAGGUGGAGCCACUGGACGAGCUGCUGAGCUCGCGGAAUGCUGCAAAGUACAGAGCCUAUUGUUGGGGGGAGUUUUUUGCCACAAGGAAGCUCAGUAAUUUCAAGAAGCUUGAUGUUGAGAAUGUUCAGAUAUACCAUUUCAAGAACUAAUAUAAAGUUUCUCUUUCCAUUUGGUGGUUUGCUUAUAUGUAUUUUCCUUGGAAAGAGUGGUUCUUCCAUAAUAAAAUUUAGUAGUUUCCUCUGUGUUUCUUAA
This is a messenger RNA of Salvia hispanica, 1356 nucleotides long. RefSeq names its product protein LATERAL BRANCHING OXIDOREDUCTASE 1-like. The record is from RefSeq and is a predicted model, not a curated record. NCBI's taxonomy places the organism in Eukaryota, Viridiplantae, Streptophyta, Magnoliopsida, Lamiales, Lamiaceae.